This is a messenger RNA of Trachymyrmex septentrionalis, 667 nucleotides long. Its product is annotated as dnaJ homolog subfamily C member 24-like. Gene Ontology annotation, biological process: positive regulation of ATP-dependent activity. The record is from RefSeq and is a predicted model, not a curated record. Gene Ontology annotation, molecular function: ferrous iron binding; ATPase activator activity. The transcript has a single exon. NCBI's taxonomy places the organism in Eukaryota, Metazoa, Arthropoda, Insecta, Hymenoptera, Formicidae. The coding region runs from base 97 to 513 and encodes 138 amino acids.
UUUAACGCUUACAACGCUUGAGGAAUCAAUUGGACAUGUGGACAGCUAUAUAUAGGUUAACCACAAAGAAGAGAAGUAUUCUAUUCUAGGGCGUUUAUGAAGAUGCGAUUAAAUUACUACAAAGUGCUCGGCUGCAGUAAGGACUCCACUCAGGAGGAGAUUAAGCAUGCUUAUCAUCGACGCAUAUUACAAUUUCAUCCCGAUAAGAAUGAUGCCGUGGAUAUCCAACAGUUUCAUGACGUCAAGGAAGCCUGGCGAGUGCUCGGACAUCCACAGUGCAGAAAAAAAUAUGAUGCAGCCUGCAAACAGGAACAGUUAGAGGAAGAAGAUAGUCCUGUAUACGCGCGUCUCACGCCGCACGAACUUGAAGAAUCUGCUCUUAAGGACACAUUGUUUUACCGCUGCAGGUGCGGUGAAAAUUACUUCAUUGAACGAGAAGCUCUUCGGGAAAAAAACACUAUGCUCCAAGUGAUUUGCGACGGUUGUACGCUUAUUAUCAUUGUUGAAACAUAGCACAUUGAUAUUAGUUUAUACAAUAAAAUACAACCUUUGACUUUUUUUAAAGCCUGUAAAAUGUGAUUGAACAUUAUUUAUGUAAGAUAAUAAAAUAAAAUGCGCUUUCGCUUCAUAAUAUAGUAUGACAAGAUAAUACUCACAAUAUAUAGAA